Molecule: messenger RNA, 881 nt
Organism: Amborella trichopoda
Lineage: Eukaryota; Viridiplantae; Streptophyta; Magnoliopsida; Amborellales; Amborellaceae
Product: nuclear transport factor 2B
Biological process (GO): nucleocytoplasmic transport
Source: RefSeq, a predicted model, not a curated record
CACCACCACCCAUUUCUCUCCCACGCAACCCUGCUUCGGAUCUCUCGCUCUUUCUCUCUCCUCUCUCCCUUCCAGUGCUUUUGUGUCCUCUGUCUCUCUCGCUCUCUCUCGUUGUAGCGCAGCACCAGCAAGUGGGCUCGAUGGACACGGACGUGGUGGCUCGAGCCUUCGUGGAGCACUACUACUCCACCUUCGACACCAAUAGGGCAGGCUUAGCCUCUCUCUACCAGGACAACUCCAUGCUCACGUUCGAGGGCCAGAAGGUUCAGGGAGCUCAGAACAUUGUCACCAAGCUCACGAGUCUCCCCUUUCAACAGUGCCAGCACUCCAUCACCACCAUCGAUUCCCAGCCAUCUGUGCAUCCCAACUCGAUCAUCGUCUUCGUCAGUGGCAACCUCCAGCUGGCAGGGGAGCAGCAUGCCCUAAAAUUCAGCCAGAUGUUCCAUUUGCUCCAGACACCUCAGAACAGUUACUAUGUGUUGAAUGACAUAUUCCGGCUUAAUUAUGCGUGAUUCAUUCACAAAUUUGGGAUAGAUUUUUGGGACUAUUUGGUGAGUGGGGGCUGCAUCUGUGUCUACCUCAAAUGAUUAUUACUGUUUAUUUCCUCUUUUGUGGUUUUGAAUAUUGGGUUUCUCUUGUUGCGAUUUGGUUCCUAUCAAACUAUCUGGGAGUGGGAUCAAGAUGUCUGCUUUUUGUUUGUUCUUAAUAUGGGAUGAACAAUUAGAUUUGGAAAGAUGGUUUGGUGUCCAUUGAAAUUUCCUUCUAUGGAUUAGUGUCUUUGAUUCUAGCUUCUUCCCCUUAGUGUUGGGGGACUAUUUUUUAUGAAAUUUCUUUUGAGUGUCUUUCAAAUUCAACAUAAAUUUAGAUAUUGGGUUAUGGUC